This is a messenger RNA of Entamoeba dispar SAW760, 387 nucleotides long. Its product is annotated as inosine-uridine preferring nucleoside hydrolase, putative. The record is from RefSeq and is a predicted model, not a curated record. Lineage: Eukaryota; Evosea; Mastigamoebida; Endamoebidae. Gene Ontology annotation, molecular function: hydrolase activity, hydrolyzing N-glycosyl compounds. Bases 1 to 387 code for a protein of 128 amino acids. The transcript has 3 exons.
AUGAGAAAACUAAUCAUUGAUACUGAUUGUGGUGUUGACGAUGCUACCGCUAUUUUACUUACUAUCAUGUCAAAAAAAGUUGAUUUAGUAGCGAUUACUUGUGUUGUUGGAAAUACUACUCUUGAUCAUGUAUUAAAUAAUGUUGGAAGAGUACUUGAGUGUUGUGGAAGAACAGACAUUCCAUUUUAUGCUGGUGCGAAAGACAAUUUACUUCAUGUAGAAGUAGAAAGAUUUGUUGGUCAUGGUCAAGAUGGUUUUGGAAAUGCUGAAGUUCCAAACACAAAAUUAAAGCCAGCUAGUAACCGUCAUGCAGCACUUGAAAUUAUUGACUUAGCAAAGAAUCACAAUUGGUCCAUUAACAAAUAUUGCUCUUGCUGUGUCAAUUGA